AUGAACGUGUUGGAUGUAGAAGACGACAGCUUUCACGUCACACGUGAAGGCUACUCGUAUCUGAGUGACUCAGAAUGGGAGGUAGUCGGCCGCAUGAGUGUUCUCGUGGGCGAACCCGCCAUCAGUGGCAUGUUGGAGUCUCUAAGUAUAGACCAGCAACAUGCUGCUACCAACAAGUUCCUACAAGGGGAACUUGCAGUCGAAAACAGAAGAUAG
Molecule: messenger RNA, 216 nt
Organism: Peronospora matthiolae
Lineage: Eukaryota; Oomycota; Peronosporomycetes; Peronosporales; Peronosporaceae
Source: the annotation of a GenBank genome assembly